This is a messenger RNA of Cydia fagiglandana, 1632 nucleotides long. RefSeq names its product serine/threonine-protein kinase Wnk-like. NCBI's taxonomy places the organism in Eukaryota, Metazoa, Arthropoda, Insecta, Lepidoptera, Tortricidae. Bases 481 to 1617 code for a protein of 378 amino acids. Gene Ontology annotation, cellular component: cytoplasm. The transcript is spliced from 9 exons. Gene Ontology annotation, molecular function: ATP binding; potassium channel inhibitor activity; protein serine/threonine kinase activity. The record is from RefSeq and is a predicted model, not a curated record. Gene Ontology annotation, biological process: intracellular signal transduction; positive regulation of potassium ion import across plasma membrane; monoatomic ion homeostasis.
GAUAGUAGGUAUUCAUAUCGCGCAUCUUUACAAUGGUGUGAUUCCAGAUUUUUAUUUGUAAGUAUUUAUAGAAUCCAAUAUCAAUUUAGACAAAGUGCCCGUCUCAAGACGAUAAAACAGUUAAAUGAAUUCGGUGAUGGCGAACAAGAGAUAGCAACUAACAACCCAAUUAAGCAAUACUUCUUUCCAAAUCUUCCUAAAGACUGUUUUUAAGGUUUAGUUUCCCGCGACGAGGCCAGAUGUGCAGAGAUGCCAACAUUGAGAGAGAUAAAAAAGACGGAAUUAGUAAUUUAUUUUAUUAGUAUAUAAUUAAAGACACCUUCUAGUUAUCGCUUCUAGUGUUUACUAACAUAUAAAACAAAUUUAUUAAAAAAUAAAUAAAUAUCCUAACUGAGAUUUCGAUUAAUUACAAACGAAAUGAACUUUCACGAAUAUAAUUUUGAAACGAAUGAGAAAAGGGAAAUCGUUUGAUGGACCAAUAUGGACAAUAUGACGUCGAAUGCCACUUUGAGGAACAAGCAACGGAAAGACAACUUGAUAACACGGAAACAGGACAAGAGUCCAGAGAAGAGUAUCAGAGGGACCCGGGGGGCUUACCGGGCUGUGCCUUCGACUUCGAAGAAUGAGGAGGAACCGGACCGGCUGGACCGGUCCAAGAAGUUCAUCUCACAGAACAAGCCGGGCUAUGGGCUGGGCAAGAGACCGGAGUUCCUCAAGAACAGGAACGUGCAUUUAGCCUCCUCGCGAUAUGGACAGAUGACGUCAGGGCUCCACGGGCACGGGAUCGCGGCGCCGGCGCACCACCUCGAGCCCGCCGUGCUGCCCAAGGAGAAGACCGUCCAUGGCAAGGAGAAGACCUUUAAGGUGGUGGUCCCAGGCGAGGUCGGCGUGCUGAAGCCGGCCCUGGGGCCGCGGCCCUACAAUGCCCUGGCCAUCAUCCACACCCAGCCCAGCAACACCUUUGACAUGCUCAACUCGCUCACCACCAGCGUUGCAAACCAACCGGUGGGCGUGAGCGUGGGGGGCUACCGGCGCCGCAGCUCCGGCCAGGGAGCCCUGUGCGACCCGGAGCUGGACGACAGCGGGAACAAGCUCGUGGCCCGACUGGAAGACGACGCCUUCAUCUCCGAGCAGGACUUGGAAGAGAACAUCGAGAUAGCGACGAAGACGGUUCGGCCGGAGGACGCGGAGGUGGAGGAGGAAGGGGCGGAGCCCACGAAACCCGCCAACGGGCUGGUAUACGGGGACCUGGAGCUGGACAAGUUGGACCUGCAGAAAGACAAGCAGAAGCCCGACGAAGACGAGGAGGAACCGAUCGGAGUGUCGCCUUGCGGCAGGUUCUUCAAAUACGACAAAGAGGUUGGUCGCGGGUCCUUCAAGACGGUGUACCACGGGCUCGACACGCAGACCGGCGUCGCUGUGGCUUGGUGCGAGUUGCUGGAGAAAAAGCUAAAUAAAACCGAGCGUCUCCGCUUCCGCGAGGAAGCGGAUAUGUUGAAGAAACUGCAGCACCCAAACAUAGUCCGCUUCUACAACUACUGGGAGGGCGUCGUGGCCAAGAAGAAGAACAUCGUGCUCAUCACGGAGCUCAUGCUGUCCGGGACACUUAAAGCGUGAGUUGACUGUUACUGC